AUGAAGAAAAGAGAAGCAAGGAGGUUUUCCAAGCGCACUUCAAUCUUUGGAAUUCAAGACCAAACUUCAAAGAGUAUUCCAAGGCCAAAACUUAAUCACACGGCUACUAAGCAGAUUGUGAGCCCAAAGCAGCGAUACGAAAAACCAGUGAAACUUCUGAGGUUCAGUUACACAAAAACUCCUAAGAAAUUUGACAGCAGUUUUAGCGAUGAUUCUCCCCAUGAGAGUAAAUUAAUAAAGGAAUUGGAGAACUAUAAUAUAUUACCAGAUAAGAAGUUACAAGACAAGCUUGAUUACUUCUUCAACCCGUAUAAUAAGAAAAUAUUUCUCAAUAAAUGCUACUAUCCUGAAGAGCCAAAAUAAGUGGGAAAGUAUUGCAAACUUGAUUCUGGGAAACAAUCCGAAAUUAAUGCGUCAAACACUGAAAAAUAUCAACCAAGGAUUCUACAAAGAGCUAUUAGAUGUGAAAGAAUGGGCAGCCAAGAACCGAGCUAAUUAUAAAUGGAAUAAGGUGAUCAACCAAACUGUUGACAUACGUACUUCCAAAGAUUCAUCUCGUCGUACAAGUGGGUUAAGCAAAACUAGUGGGCCUAAAUCCUCUCUUCUCAAGCUCACUAAUGCAGUCAAGAGCAUGAUUCGAAACAAGAAGGAGCUAAAAAUAAUCAAAGAAGAGGUUACAUCAGUUUCUUCGGGUGAGGACUCUCCAGGAACCUCAACACUUCUCAAACUGCUUCGCAGGAAGAAGAAGGUUGAGGCUGAAAAACUUGAAGCGAAGGAGGACUACACUUAUGCUAGGGAUUUCAAAAACCUGUCGAUGAUUUACAAAUAACAUUCAGUCUUCUGAUCCAAAAUCUAAGAAGCCGCCUAGCACGACUUCUCUUCAGUUUGUGAAGUCAGAUCCGAGCCUGAUUCCUAACUUCAGCUUAGUAAAGGGACCAGUGAAUGAAGAGGCUGAAGAGCUGGAUUCUGGCAUAGUUGGCACAGUCCAGGAACAGCUAGGAGGGAUUAGGAGCUCUAAAACUCCGCUUACCGUGGCUAAGCCUACCAAAAAGAAAUCAGAAGGCUUCACAGAUCCUUCAGCGUUUAAAAACUACUUCAAAGUAAGCACAGAACGAAUCAAACGAAAUAUUUCAAGCACAAAUUUCCUCAAAGCACAAACUCCCAAAAGCCCCAAAGAAGACGCCAAGCAAGAAUCUAGAAUUCCCCGAAGAAGGAAGAUGACCUACAAACAGAAAAGUGUUGAAAAAGAUCUUCAAGAAGGAAUCCAAGAGCAAGAAGUGGAGCUAAAAUCAAGAUUUUCAAUCAAGAGUUCAGAAAAAUUGAUGCUAGAGAAGGUCAUGACAGAUCUUGAGAAUAAGAGAAUGAAUAUUCAGCCUAUUUCUAAAUCCUUCCGUAUUAAAAACAGCUUCGCAGAGUCUGAGAACUUACUAGAGCAUAGUAAGACAUCAUCCAUGGCGAUCAAAGUAGAAGUCCUUGAGCCUAUCAAGGACGAAAAUGAUAUUGCAUUGCCAAAGGUCACGGGGGAUAGAAGAAUCAAGGAUUAUCUAAACCAUGACAUCCAUGGAGAUUAUACCAGUUCAGAUUUGUCAAAGAUUGCAGAUGUGGAUGAAGAUAGCUCAAAAAUGUCCAUCAAACUUCCAAGGUUCAAGAAGAAGAGCUUUGCUCUCCUCAAAAAGAUGGAUAUGAGAUCUAGAAUGUUCCGGCCGAUCUUGUCUCAGAAAAGUUCUUGUGAAAAAUCAACUUCAGAAAGUCUGAUUCUUCAAAAUGGGCCUAUCUCGAAGCCAAGAGAUGCUUUUUCUCCAAACCCAAAACCUCACUCCAAACCCAAAACACCCAAAAAUGCCAAUCCUCGAACUCCCUACUCCAGGUCCCACUUUCAUCAGCCCUCGUCUCUCCCUCGACCACUGUCUCCAAACAACGUCCAAAAACCCUUCUAAAAAAUGCCAAAACUACCCUCCAGUCGAAAACUCAUACAAAACCUAUACUCACGGGAAGUCCCUAUCUCUCAUUCAAAAAUCCAGGCGCAAACUUGAAAACUCAAUUUCCCAAAUCUCAAUAGCCACACCUCUAAUCUACCAGUCCCUCUGGCCUCCCCCACCCAGUCACACCCAGUACAGUCAGCCUAAACUUCAUUCCAAAUCACCGUACAAAAAUGAGCCAAAACCCAGUGAAAUUUCAAACCUCAAGCGGGAUUUUGGGCAUGAAUGAAGGAAUAAUAGCGGGAAGAGGAAGAAAUUUAAGAAGAUUUUGAAUGGGAGGAGGAGUUUUGAUGUACUGGAUAUAGUAA
Molecule: messenger RNA, 2287 nt
Organism: Moneuplotes crassus
Lineage: Eukaryota; Ciliophora; Spirotrichea; Euplotida; Euplotidae
Source: the annotation of a GenBank genome assembly